This is a messenger RNA of Dothidotthia symphoricarpi CBS 119687, 1125 nucleotides long. RefSeq lists its product as uncharacterized. The record is from RefSeq and is a predicted model, not a curated record. The coding region runs from base 1 to 1125 and encodes 374 amino acids. The transcript is spliced from 2 exons. Lineage: Eukaryota; Fungi; Ascomycota; Dothideomycetes; Pleosporales; Dothidotthiaceae. Gene Ontology annotation, cellular component: Prp19 complex; U2-type catalytic step 1 spliceosome; U2-type catalytic step 2 spliceosome. Gene Ontology annotation, molecular function: pre-mRNA binding; U6 snRNA binding.
AUGCCUCCGCAGAUUAAGCAAGACCUGAAUCGCUCGGGCUGGGAGACGACCGACUUCCCGUCCGUGUGCGAGAAAUGCCUGCCGGACAACCCGUACGUGCAGAUGCUGAAGGAGGACUAUGGCGCUGAAUGCAAGAUCUGCACGCGACCCUUCACCAUCUUCCGCUGGAAAGCCGACCGCACCGCCCGCCAGAAGCGCACCAACAUCUGCCUGACAUGCGCCCGCCUCAAGAACUGCUGCCAGCACUGCAUGCUGGAUCUGUCCUUUGGCCUGCCCAUCACUGUCCGUGACGCGGCGCUGAAGAUGGUUGCGCCGGGCCCCAAGAGCGACAUCAACCGCCAGUACUAUGCGCAGGAGCACGAGAAGGAGAUUGAGGAGGGUCGGGGUGCUAUGGAAGCGUAUGAGAAGACGGACGAGAAGGCGCGCGAGCUGCUGUCGCGCCUGGCCAAGAGCGAGCCGUACUACAAGAAGCAGCGGCGCAUGGACGCUGAAGGAGAAGAGAGCGGGCAAAAGGCACUGCCUGCGCCUGGAGGAGGUGGUGAUGGCAGCAGUGCGUAUGGACAUGUCACAGGGCCUAUCAGGACGAGAGACUCGCGCGGUGGACGGGGAGGCAUGCGCGGUGGACGAGGAGGUCGCGCGCCUGGCCCCGCAGCAGAACCCAGCCCCCAGGACUGGUUGCCGCCGUCAGACCCGAACAUCGCGUCACUCUUCGUCACGGGUGUGGAGGAUGACCUCCCCGAGCACGACCUCCGCACACAUUUCGUACAAUACGGCCAGCUCCGGUCGCUUGUCUGUUCGCAUCGGGCGCAUUGCGCGUAUGUCAACUACGUCAAGAGGGCAGAUGCCGAGACUGCUGCAGAUGCACUCAAAGGGAAGGUGGUCAUCAAGGGCUGUCCGAUGAGGGUGACAUGGGGAAGGCCAAAGCAGCUCGACAGUCUGGACCAGAACGUCAGGAUGCAGUAUGCACGGGAAGGGAGACAGGUGGCAGGACCCGCACGGCGAGGUGCUGGCUCCCAAGCUGCCAUCGAGGACGCCCCACAGGACAGCGCGGACAACAUGUCUGCGAUUGCGCCUCCACCUGGUGCGGACGACGAGGUCAACUACGCUAGUCUGGCAGGCAACUAG